Molecule: messenger RNA, 5049 nt
Organism: Peromyscus eremicus (cactus mouse)
Lineage: Eukaryota; Metazoa; Chordata; Mammalia; Rodentia; Cricetidae
Gene: Gucd1
Product: guanylyl cyclase domain containing 1
Exons: 5
Coding region: 2299-3003 (234 amino acids)
Source: RefSeq, a predicted model, not a curated record
AGAGAUGGUCUUCUUGACCAUCUCUGCCUUAUAUGUUGAGGUAGGAUCUCUUACUCGGCCUUGAGUUUGCCAUUUCUGCUAGUCUGGCUAGCCAGCUUGCUCUGGAGAUUUCCUGUCUGUCUGCUUGCUGGGAUUGCAGGUGGGAGUGGGUUCUGGGGAUCUGAGCUCGGGUCCUCAUGCUUGAGCUCUUCUUUAUCCACAGAGGCAUCUGCUAUUUCAAGGACUUUUGUUUGUUUGGGUUUUUGUUUGUUGAGACAGGAUUCUUCUGUGUAGCCCUGGCUGUCCUGGAACUCACUCUGGAGACCAGGCUGGCCUUGAACCAGAGAGACCUGCCUGCCUCUGCCUCCUGAGUGCUAGGAUUAAAGGUGUGUGCCUAACCCCAGAUCCAUCUCAAGGAGUUUAAAGAUUAGAAACUGCCUCUGGCUGUUGUGUGCAGGGACAGGUGAUGGAAUAGGAUUUGGGAAGGGGACAGGCAAGAUUGAAUUUACAAAAUGGCAAAAGGCCAAGGGCCUUAGAAAGACUUAGGUUUAGAGGUGCCUGGGGUAAAGAGAAUGAAGGGCAUGAAGCCUCCGCUUUGCCUAGACCCAGCUAACUGGUAGUUCACAUCAUUUCCUACAGAAAGCAUUAUGCAUAUUGUUGCUCCAUUUACUCACUGCGUUCUGUGAGCUGUGGUUCAUUUCCCAGAGGAGGAAGCAGACGCAGAAAUGUCAGGUGGCCUGUUUGCCGUUACAUGCCUCCCACAGGCACACCUGGAGGUGAAUGGCUAGGAACCAUCGUGAGUCCCUGUCCAGCAGGCUACAGAUAAGAGCUGCUUACGGGCUGCGUUCUAUGCCCUUAAGUGUGAACUCAGGCUUAAAAGAUUACACACGAGAGAUGGGGACUGUUCUGCCUGGGGUUAGGGAAAGCCCUAGAGAUAGUGGCCGUUCAACCAGUCCCUGAAGACACGGGAGAGCAGGAGGUUAAACUCAGACAUCAUGUCAGAAGAGCCAGGACCAAUCUGGCUAGUGCAUGGCCCUCCUGUUUAACACGCGCACAGGGAGUGAUGGGAGAGGGCUGGCUUGGUAGGUGGGCCCCCGGGGUGACUUUGCACAGAGCUAGUCACCUGGCCCAGGGGAGAUCCCACAAAUCCUCAAAGGGGAAUUUGAGUAGACUGGAUUUUCAUGUGUCAAAUAAGUGAAGUGGUGACCAGUAUAGUGUGUGUGUGUGUGUGUGUGAGUGUGUGAGUGUGUGUGUGUGUACGUACACGCAUGUAGGUCUCACUCUAUAGCCCAGACUGGCCUUAUGCCCCUCCUGUUAUAAGUUUGCCCGCAUGCCCAGCUCGACUGAACUUUGUGCAUACUCACAGCUAAGCUGCUCCCGGCCACAUGCCAGCUUGUCCUCCCCUUAGGGCCUCAGCGCAUACUGUUCUUCUUCCAUGUUGUGCUCUCCGAGGCACACCCAUUGUUUUCCUAACCUAAGCUGUUGCUUAUCUGUUAUAUCUGUUUGUUCUUGCUGCGCACUGGGACAGGACCUUGCUAUGCCACUCGUCACUAUACCACAGUACAUGUGCCAGGCUCUUGGAAAAUAUUUUUCAAUCUGUUGACCAAAUCAGACCAAAGUCCCCCACUUUAGGAAUAAGAAUAGCAAAACUCAAUCCAGUGAGAGGGAGUAGAUAGUUCCUCCACUCAGCCAAUGGUACCAGAAUGCCUAGGUGUAAUGGGUAUUCGUUCCACCUAUGACCUUGGGGUGUGGCCCUUUCUAUUCCACUUCACAGCCUGGAACAGACAGGCUGAGAGGUUUGCCUAGGGACAGUACUAGCUAGAGUUUGGAGGAGUAUUCUACUUAUCUAGCUCGUGUGACAUUUCCCUUUCCUAGCCACGGUCUUCCCAUGUUGCUUGUCCUGGAAACUAGAGCCAGGCGGACCCGCUGGGACACAGCUGAGCGGGGCAGCACUUUAGAAGUGUUGAAGUCCAGGGGUGGGUGUUAGCUCAUGGGAAGCCAUCUAGGGAAUUGUGUGCAAAGACCCUCUCCCCCCAGUGUGAGGGAUCAUGGCAGGUGCAGAUGCUAUCUAGAGUGGGCCGUGGUGAUGUGCAAGAAACCGAACACGCUGAGGCAGCAGCUAACACUGUUCUCUGUUAAAGUGAGAUGGAGACCAACACACUGGAGGAUUUAGAGUGGGAGUAGCUGAUGUCUAGGGGAGAGUACUGGUGGGCUGAGAAUAACAGGCUGUGGGAAGACCCUGAGAUCCUCUAGAGUUUCAGCAGAGGCUACAGUGGUGUUUCCAGUGUUGGUGGCAUUGGUGGGCACUGUGCAGAGAGAAUGAGACCUCCCUCUUGUUUCUUUGCAGGGGACUUUGUACAGCUGCCUGUGCCCAUCAUCCAGCAGCUGUACCAUUGGGACUGUGGCUUGGCCUGCUCCAGGAUGGUGCUUCGGUACCUGGGCCAGCUAGACGAUGGGGAAUUUGAAAAUGCCCUGCAGGAGCUGCAGCUGACCAGGAGCAUCUGGACCAUCGACCUGGCCUACCUGAUGCGCCACUUUGGUGUGAGACACCGUUUCUGUACCCAGACUCUGGGUGUUGACAAGGGUUACAAGAACCAGUCCUUCUAUAGGAAGCACUUUGACACAGAGGAGACCCGGGUGAACCAGCUGUUUGCACAAGCCAAGGCCUGCAGAGUGCGAGUGGAGAAAUGCACAGUGAGUGUGCAGGAUAUCCAAGCACACCUGGCGCAGGGCCACGUGGCCAUCGUGUUGGUGAACUCCGGGGUGCUGCACUGUGACCUGUGCUCCAGCCCUGUCAAGUACUGCUGCUUUACUCCCAUUGGUCACCGCUGCUUCUGCCGGGCCCCUGACUACCAGGGCCACUUCAUCGUUCUGCGUGGCUACAGCAGGGCGACCGGCUGCAUCUUCUAUAACAACCCAGCCUAUGCUGACCGAAUGUGCAGCACCAGCAUCAGUAACUUCGAGGAGGCCAGAACCAGCUAUGGCACCGAUGAGGACAUCCUCUUUGUCUACUUGGACAGCUGACAGCAGGAGACUGGUGUGUUAGGUCCUCAGACCCUCCCUAUGUCCUACCCGAGCCAGACCCACUCAGGAUGCCCCCACCCAGGGCUGCUGGGGCUGAGGUUCAGAAUUGUAGUCUCAGCCUGUUUAACAAAGCCCUUGGGAACUCCGUGACUGCUCUGUCCACCAGUGUCAUCCUGCCAUUUACCCCAAACACCUUCUUGUUGCUGGAGACAACCCAAGAGCAUCUAAGGAGAGGAUCUCUCAAGACCCUGAGUCUGACUCCAGCUGUGCCCAGAGGAAGCCCUCAAGUCUGACCGCAGCUAUACAGAGGCAAGGGGAGAGGCAGGAAACCUGAGAGAGCAGUGUGUUUGGGGAGAGCACAUCCAAAGCCAGGCCUUCGGCUCCAAGCUCCAUGGAUGGCGUCACUGCCCUCUCCUGCCUCCAAGGGUCUCAGGUCUUUGGGACUGAUCACGAGGCCUUGUUUCCAUGCAGCAUAAGCAUACCUCAUGGCCACUCAGAGGCUUUCUGACCCCUGGGAUGCUGACACCUUCUUAGCUUCUAGGUACCCUCCUGUAGAAUGGAAAGCCUUUAGGAGUGGGCAGGGCCAAAUGGAUGACAGUAGAGAGAAUGUUUCAGGAAGAGGGAGCUGACAAGAGACUCUCCAGAGAGCCCCUACAUCCAGGAGGCUUCCUGACACCAGGUUGACUUCCCACAGCAGUAUCUGCCCUCUAAGUCUGGGAGCCUUCUGAGGAUGGGUACUAGAGGGUCUGUGCGCCUAAAACAGCAGGCCGCCUCCCCUCCACCCUGGUGUUCACACCAGGAGCACUGGAACAGAAUCCUGGGUCUCUUCCGUCUUGAAGAAGGCAAUGCCAGUGUCAGGUCCCAUCAACUAGAGCUGAUUGCUUUGUCCUUUUUGUGCUCUUGGUAGCAAGAGUGCUGUUUCACUGAGACUUGGUUUCCACUGUGUGGGGAGUAAAACAAUAAUAGACACAGGUACUGUGAAACCGCUAACGUCUUUACAAGGGCAGAUAGGCCAGUUCUUAACAAGAUGACUGGCGUGGCCUGGCCAGCAGGCUGAGUCGGGAAGCUGCACCAAAGACACGAGGGAGUGGGUCCUUCCUAAGGAGACCGGGGAGCCCACUCCUCAUGGUACCCCAGCAGCCUCUUGCCACCCCGUGCUCCGGGGGUCUGGUCUUCAGUGCUCAAGGCAUGACGUGGCGGUGGCUGCUUCCCUACCACUAGCUGGCCCUCAUGGUAGUCUGAGGGACAGAGGUGGUCUGUUUACAAGGGCAGUCAGACCAGUCACCCAUAUCACUCCUCAAUAGGAGACGAAGCCUUGGGCUGAAGGGAGGUGCUGUUGGCUAAGCAGCCACUCUGGGUUUCAGAGACUAGUACUGCUUUCAGUCUGGUCUCAUUUCCAUUGCCUUAAUGCUGGGUAGCCCAAGGCCCCAAGGAACUCUAGCUCCAAGCUCAGGAGUACCACAUAAGCAGCUAUGGGUAUGGGUGUCCUCAGAAGAGGUUCAGGUAUAAUUGUUGAGACUGGCUGAUAGGACGGGCUGAUAGGUAAAGCCUUCUCAACAGCUGGAUGGGAUGAGGCAUGGCCCACAGGCUCAUGGGUGCUCGUGGGAGGUGGCUUCCGUAAAAGGUGGUCAUCUUAACCAUCUAGGACAUUUAAAAAUACUCAGCCCCGGGACCCUGAUAAUGGCUUCUCAGGGCAAAUCACACGUUAGGCUCCACCUGUCUGUAAGAUUAACAAGAAAGCUGCUGUCUUCAAGGACAGUCACAGAGGAAGUGUCAUAAGGCACUCUGUUACAUUGCACUAGUCAUGAAAACGGGCUAGAGAAAGCCUUGGCAUCAGAGACUUGCCCACAGCAUGUGACGCCCACAGCGUCUCAGCUUCUCAUGCAGCCCAGGGUAGGCUCUGAGGCCACAUGGGGACUGUAGACUGUCUUGUUCACUCUAGCCACAGGAGGAUGAAAGGGAUCUUUUGCAUAGCAGAGGAUUUUCUACAUAAAUAUAUUUUGUUUGUAAUGAGCCAUUCUCAAAUAAAUAUUCUCACUGUAUGGU